Molecule: messenger RNA, 3611 nt
Organism: Osmerus eperlanus (European smelt)
Lineage: Eukaryota; Metazoa; Chordata; Actinopteri; Osmeriformes; Osmeridae
Gene: smad4b
Product: SMAD family member 4b
Exons: 12
Coding region: 457-1980 (507 amino acids)
Biological process (GO): regulation of transcription by RNA polymerase II; SMAD protein signal transduction; transforming growth factor beta receptor signaling pathway
Cellular component (GO): heteromeric SMAD protein complex
Molecular function (GO): RNA polymerase II cis-regulatory region sequence-specific DNA binding; DNA-binding transcription factor activity, RNA polymerase II-specific; I-SMAD binding
Source: RefSeq, a predicted model, not a curated record
UUGAAGGAAACUAGUUGGAAACGAGGAUCGGCUAGAGGAGACGUUUACCAAGUCUGGGAUUUCUUUCAAACCAGCGCUGUAUUCCUAUGCACGUUUCUGUUAAUACUACGAGAAUCUAGCCACGGUAUUAUCAACAUGCGUUUAUAGUUGUUCUGGAAUUCAUGCGGAUUACCGUUGAAGCACGGGCGAUUUGCACGAUUCCCGUGCGAAAUACCUGGUGGAGUUUGCACGUGGUGCGAUUCGGGGGUGACGCGCCUGAAGAGUCGGAACAAUAAUCUCCCGGUCCGGGAUGCUUGCACUGGCCUAUCCUGGACUACCAACGGACUGAACCGAUGUGGCUCUCCACAUAGAAAAGCAACAAAUCAACCCCCCAACUGCGACUGGGACACGGAGAGCCUUCGUUUCCCGACUCUCCCGUAAAACUGCUAAGACCAGCAUACACCAGUGGUCCUCACGAUGUCCAUCACCAACACGCCUACCAGCAACGAUGCGUGCCUCAGCAUCGUGCACAGCCUCAUGUGCCACCGGCAGGGCGGGGAGAGCGAGACGUUCGCCAAGCGCGCCAUCGAGAGCCUGGUGAAAAAGCUAAAGGAGAAGAAGGACGAGCUGGACUCGCUCAUCACCGCCAUCACUACCAACGGAGCGCACCCCAGCAAGUGCGUCACCAUUCAGAGGACGCUAGAUGGGCGUCUGCAGGUGGCAGGCAGGAAGGGUUUCCCUCACGUGAUCUACGCCAGACUGUGGCGUUGGCCUGACCUGCACAAGAACGAGCUCAAGCACGUCAAGUACUGCCAGUUCGCCUUCGACCUGAAAUGUGACAACGUCUGUGUGAACCCAUACCACUACGAGAGGGUGGUGUCUCCAGGGAUCGACCUAUCAGGCUUGACCCUGACCAGCUCAGUCCCCAGCACAGGUCUAAUGGUGAAGGAUGAGUAUGACUUUGAUGGUCAGCCAUCGCUGCCCUCCCUGGACGGGGGUGGCAGCCUCCAGACCAUCCAGCACCCCCCCUCCAGUCGCGGGGGCGCUGCCUCCGAGACCUUCAGCGCCCCCAACCUCCUGCCUCCCUCCGAGGCAGCCGCCUCAUCCUCAUCCUUCUCCGCCAUCGGCGCCGGAACAGGAAAUGCCCCCGCCAGCUGGAGCCGGGGCGGAGGCUUCCCCCCCAGCCUGCCCCACCACCAGAACGGACACCUGCAGCACCACCCCCCCAUGCCCCACACGGGACACUACUGGCCUGUAAAUGAACUGGCCUUCCAGUCUCCCAUCUCCAACCACCCAGCCCCAGACUACUGGUGCUCCAUCGCCUACUUUGAGAUGGACGUGCAGGUGGGGGAGACCUUCAAGGUGCCCUCCAGCUGCCCCGUGGUGACGGUGGACGGCUACGUGGACCCCUCAGGGGGCGACCGCUUCUGCCUGGGCCAGCUCAGCAACGUGCACCGCACCGAGGCCAUCGAGAGGGCCAGGCUCCACAUCGGGAAGGGCGUGCAGCUGGAGUGCAAGGGGGAGGGGGAUGUGUGGGUGCGUUGCCUUAGCGACCACGCCGUGUUCGUGCAGAGCUACUACCUGGACAGGGAGGCAGGCCGCGCCCCCGGAGACGCCGUGCACAAGAUCUACCCCUCAGCCUACAUCAAGGUGUUUGACCUGCGGCAGUGCCACAGGCAGAUGCAGCAGCAGGCAGCUACAGCUCAGGCUGCAGCCGCCGCUCAGGCCGCCGCCGUGGCGGGAAACAUCCCCGGGCCGGGCUCCGUGGGAGGCAUCGCCCCCGCCAUCAGCCUGUCUGCAGCAGCGGGGAUAGGAGUGGAUGACCUGCGCAGGCUGUGCAUCCUGAGGAUGAGCUUUGUGAAGGGCUGGGGGCCGGACUACCCCCGGCAGAGCAUCAAGGAGACGCCCUGCUGGAUCGAGAUCCACCUCCACCGGGCCCUGCAGCUGCUGGACGAGGUGCUCCACACCAUGCCCAUCGCCGACCCCCAGCCCCUGGACUAGCCUGACCCCCAGCCCCUGGACUAGCCCGACCCCUGGACUAGCCCGACCCCUGGACUAGCCCGACCCCUGGACUAGCCUGACCCCCAGCCCCUGGACUAGCCUGACCCCUGGCCCCAGCCUGACCCUUGACCCCCAGCCCUAACCUCCACCCAGGCCUCUAAUACACAAGACUCUCUAUCCAGUAUCCAUCACCAAGCUGUGGUCCCUGGGUACCAACUACUGCCCUACCUCCAUGAAAUAAACAAACGAACCAGCUCACCCCUACAAAACACCUGGACUGACCCAACCAACUGCCCUUAACCCUCAGUCAAGCCCUGGACUUAACCACCACAGCUAGAGAGCAGGGGUGUGGGGAGUCCUCUAUAGACUUGUCACCCGAGAGAGACCGGACAGGAGAGACCACUGUGUACCUACCUGCCUGUCAAGCCUUCCAUGGCAACAGAGACCCCUCUGUCUAACUUCGAAUGGUUCCUUCCUCUCCACGCCCAUAUUUAGACAAGAGGCCCCUCUUCUAUCGCUGUCAUGCCCUGUGAUUGGUCUUUUGGUCUCUGUUUCGAUCUAACCAAGACUGUGCUGUUAUUCAAUGCAGCACAGACCAACCAAUCAGAUUCUGUCUCUGAGGGAGGCAGGUUAUAAUUGUAGACUCAAUUAUGAAGUAAAAUAUUUACAUCUCUUCCCAGCAAUAUUAUGAUACCUGUUCUGGAUUUAUUUUUUUCCUUCUGUGAGCGUGUGUCUGUAUUUUAUGUCAGGAAAUUGUAAUGACUUUUUACUUUAGGAUUUUCUUCCUGUCAUGAUUUUAAAUUCCGUAUCACUUUUUGAUAUAGUCCUGACUGAGGUUUGACUAUAGUCCCACUCCUGCUGUACCGAGUUUCUGAUUGGCGUCGCUAGUUUCUUGUGUAAAUAGUCACUGUAGUCUUUUUUUUGAAGUGCAUGUGGAUGUUUGCAUGAAAGGUCAUCUCUGCCCUGGGGUCUGCAUGGGAGAUAAUGACAUGACUUGGGGGUUCACAUGGAUACUGUUCCCCUAGCGACCUUUGAUUUCAGUGUCGUGGCUUGAAGCAUAAAAUGUAGACUUUUUUUUCUCCACUAAGGAAAUGGAGUGUGGAUGAGAUGGUGCGGUUUAAUUCUUGACAGUUUGGAGCCGACCUUAGGCCCUGUUCUCCUUCUCUAAUGACCCAUCCUGGCUUCUUGGCAUUUUUGGGGCGAUCUCAUCGCUGUUGGUGUUGUCGAUAGAAACUCGUUAAAUCUCACUUAAUGUUCAAUUAAUUUAGCAUUUUGGACAUUUAAAGUCAUUAAUUUAGUCAACCCUGAAUAUGAAUUAUGAUCAACGAAAGAGUUUGGGUAUUUGUUCUGCUGUGUAAACUACACGUUCAGAUAUAGAGAAACUGAAUCUAAUGAAUUGUAUUUUCUUUUUUUGAGAGAACCGUUGCUGGAAUUAUUUUUGACAAUAUCCCUAUUCUUACACGACUUUCUCAAGCCAACUGACAUUUUUAUAUGACUUGCUGUUGGUUACCAUAGGAGGAUCAUGUAGAGUAUACACAAAAGGAAUAUCAUAAAGUUGCCGGUGAUUUGGACAGAUGUCACAUUUGACUUGUUUUUCUUAUGUGAAUAUAAUAAAUCUGACUGGUAUUAUA